This is a messenger RNA of Penicillium hordei, 198 nucleotides long. RefSeq lists its product as uncharacterized. The coding region runs from base 1 to 198 and encodes 65 amino acids. The transcript has a single exon. The record is from RefSeq and is a predicted model, not a curated record. Lineage: Eukaryota; Fungi; Ascomycota; Eurotiomycetes; Eurotiales; Aspergillaceae.
AUGGCCCGUCGGUUUGCUCGUGGGCAGAAUUUCACCUUCGGAUUGAGCAUCUUCCUCUUUAUUUUCAUGUUUCUACCUACAUUUGUUAUUCUGCUAGCGGUCGUCGUAUUCUUUGGGCUGGUGUAUCCACGGUUGCGAAAGUCGUACAGCCUUGACUGUGAAAAGGAGGAGUCUCAGCAGUCGGAGAUCAAAGAUUGA